CUUCAAUUUCAAUGGUUGUGUGUUGUGUGUUAGAUAUUUGGGGUGAGUGAAGGAGCAGUUCCAGUUUCCAUUUUCCAUUUUCAAUUUCAAAUGCUCUCAUCCAUGCAACUUCUUUGCUUCUACCAGCAGCCACCAUCAUCAUCACUGUUUGUUUUGCACACUAAUGGAGCCAUUUUCAAGAACAAGAGGUUCAUCACAAACCCUUCUUCUUCUUCUUCUUCUUUCAGUUCUUGUUCUGGGAUUGUUCAUGCAUCAUUGAAGGAAGAUUCACAGUCACAGCAAUAUGAAGUAGAGCCAGAAAAAGCCAGAGAAGCACUCAAAAAGCUUGAUGAACAAAUGCAGUCUCUCUCUAGUAAAAAACUACCCUCCAAUAAUGCUCCAAAACUCAAGAUUCCAAAAGUGAAGCUUCCCACAGAGCAGAGAAUUGACAAAGACAAGUUAGAAAUUUCAGAUUCGUUUCUUGGAAGUGUAGCUGGUGUUCUGAUUCUCUUCACUAUUUUCUAUAAUGUUCUGUUUUAUACAGUGAUUAAGCCUUCCAUUGAUGGUUCAUAACAUGUGGUGCUGGUGUGUGUGUAUACAUAGAAAAAAGUAGAAGAGAAAAGCAUAAACUUUUUAUAGCAUAAGAACCUCAUUUCAUUUUAUAUGUAUAUGUAUAUGAUAUGAUAUGAAAUGCAGAGUUGGACUGUAUCAGUGUUCUGAAGAUUAGAGAUUCAGAAUUUGGAUGCCAUUUUGGAA
Messenger RNA from Vigna unguiculata (cowpea), 735 nucleotides. RefSeq lists its product as uncharacterized. The record is from RefSeq and is a predicted model, not a curated record. NCBI's taxonomy places the organism in Eukaryota, Viridiplantae, Streptophyta, Magnoliopsida, Fabales, Fabaceae. Gene Ontology annotation, cellular component: chloroplast thylakoid membrane.